AAAAAGCUCAAAUAAGUCGGAAGCUUUGUAGUGAGAAAGAAAAGGAAAAUAAAAGCCAGAGAGAGAGAGUUGAUUUGAGGGCGUUCAGCACAGAAUUUCGGGGCUAGCUAUUCUUUAUCAUUAAUUAAUUUAUGAAUCAGGCUGUUGUUUUUGUGGAAUACCUAUUCUGUACCUUGAGGAAGACAUACAUGAUUCUUCAAUUCUUGAAAGACUUCUGCUUUACUCUUCUUGUCUAUUCAAUGUUGAUAGCAUUCCUGGUAGAUGCUUCGUUAGAAGAGGAGCUUGAUUCUCUCCAGAUUGGAGUCCAAAGACAUGGGCAGGGGAAUCAGGAAGCGAUACUUGGGGGCUGCACAAGACUUAGCGCAAAGGUGGAAGAAAGAUAGGCUUUAACCCUGGAGAAUUCGGGAACCAUGGAUCAACCUGCUCGCCUUCUGGUAUGUCUAGGGAUGCAAUUGAUCCAAGGGUCAACUGGGAGCCAGGACUGCCUUACCAUCUUCCGGGUAUCAGCUGCCUUCAGUUUAGAGGAAGAUAGCUAUAUAAAUUCUUCUUCAAUGGAGAGAAUAAAUUAUGUGAGUGAAGAAUUCCAAAUGAUAUGCAGGGAACAGAAAGUUUAUUUGGCACUUUCUUGAAUUUAUGAAAUGAAACUUUCAAUGGCUUUAUAGCAGAAGAAGUUUGGUAAAUGGAGAAGCAAGAUACUGUAUAUGGAUGAUCUUGACAAAGAUACAGCAGAUGGAGUAAUUAAGAUGCAUUGAAAUUGCUUCAAGGUACUUAUAAGGCUAGAGAGACUACCAUGUUAGACCCUAUUCUUACAGAUAGUUCAAGUCACCAUUCUAUGGGGUCCAACUGACUUUGGGUCAGAGAGAAAGGGUUCAGCACAACCCGCUUCAAAUGGCUCGAGCUUCCAGUGAUGAGAAAGGUCUGGUUGAAUGUGAUAACUAGCAUGAGGUUGAAUCAGACUUAUCUUACAAGGAGUUGUGACGAGAAAGCAUCACUAGAGAGAAUUUUAUUGAAUGGCUCUGGAAUGCUAUAAUCAUCUUCGGACUUUAAUGUUAUGGAAUGAUAAUAAGUUUGGCUGGGGUUACUGGAAAGGAUUAACAUGAGAAGCUCCUCAGAAACAUUGUUAGAUUGAUGGAAAAUUUUGGUGCAGAUGCUCUGCACAUUCAUGGUUUUGGAGGUUUGAAGAUCCUGUCAAUGAGUAGCAACAGAUGUGGAUAGUUUAACAAAAGAGGCAAGAAUGUUUGCUUCGGAGCAAGACUUCAAGGAAGAUUUACAAUGACUCUUAAAUCAGGAAGUAAUGGUUCUCAUGGAAUCUCAACCAAUCUGGUCUUCGAAAUUUUGGAGCUUGUGCUUUAUUUUGGCUUUGAUUUCUGGGGAAAUUAAUCAUCGCAAGGACCAGGGUUUAUGGAAAGUUUGUGGAAUUUAACGUUGAUAUGAUUUUUGUAGAACAAGUAUCUGCAGUAAGAACAGGGUGACUCCAAUGAUGACCAUAAUUCAUACUGUGAGGACUCGAAAUCUUAACCAUGAUUUGUUUCUUGUGUGGCUGAAUUGGUAGGUAACUUAUAAAGUGAUUCAUGCGAGAUUGUGCUUUGGUGACUCUUUCUACUUGUGGUUUGGAAUAAACCAAUUGAUAGAGAUAAAGAAUGUCUGUGAUUUUUUUUCUUACAUAAAUGUAUUCAGUAAUACCGAUGAUAUAGUGAACGGUAAGCAUCUCUGUUGUACUUUUGCCAGCAUAACCAGUAGUACAAAGCUAGUGGUUCCAAGAACUCUCAAGAGUUCAUUUGUUUAUGAAGUUAUAUCCUUGAGAUAUAGGAGAUGUAAUGGCUAGGAAAAAAGGACCAGCCAGUGGAGUUAAUCAACAAUUCUCAGCAUGUUUUGGUAUGUGGUUUUGCUUAGCCAAUUGAUUCAUGAGAUUCACACUAUCAUUGGAGCAUUUUAGUUAAACUUUGUGUGGAAAUGCAUGCAUACACAUGCAGCCGCUUUGGUUGGAGAAAGGAUAGUUAAUGUAGGGAUUUUCUAGGUGCAGUAUGUGGGACUGGUGGUUAGCAUGUUGCUCAGGUGAGUUGGAGGGAUUCUCUAAGAUGAACCGAGAAUGUGCAGUAUUAGUUUCAGUAAGGCAUGUUUUUUUAAUCUUCAUGGUCAUCAAUUUUCUCCAAUCAAUUUCUUGCUGCUGAAGGGCACAAAUUUCUAAGACCUGAAGAGCCAAACUCCCUUGGUAGGAUAACAAUUCGUUGUUUACAUUUUUCUUUUUUCUUCUUUUGCAACUGCUUUUGCAAACCCCAGCAAGGUCACCUUGCUCAAAAUGAGUGCACAGAGUGAUUGAGCAAGAAAGACAAUUUAGCUUUCUGGACUAAUUUUUCUUAUCACCCCGUCAGAAAUUUUAGGAUUUGUUGGAACUUAGUGAAUGACUUGUGGGAGUCUAUGAGAUGGCCUUCUAAGGCAUCACAGCUAUGGGGACCUACACUAAGGUCCUGCUCUAGUGUCAAUUUGCAAUGAGUAAUUGAUUUUACCAGCGAUCUAGGCAUUAGUCAUUACAUGACAAGCAACCCUUGAUGAUACCUCUACUUAGGCAAAACAAAAUUGAUGACUUACUGCAAUCAUGUGGCCUCAUAUGAUAUAUCAUGCAAAUCAUAUAUCUUGCUUUUAUGGCCAUAGAAUAGUUUUAGUAUUUGCUGCUGUGGAAAUAUAUUUAUUUUCCCUGCAAGAUGCAUUUGUUAUAUCAAAUGGUUUCAAAUGGUUUUAGUGGAUGUUGUAACUUUAUGUGUGCCACCAGGGCAACCCAGUGUCUAUUUUCUAAUUACCAAAUGCUAUUUCUGUGUAUGUAUGUGGGGCUCAAGAAAAGACACUGAUAGUAAGCAUCUUCAUCACACUCUGGGUUUUUUUUUCCCUCUAUUUUUUUUUUUAAUAAAAAAAAUCUAAACCAGCAACUCCGAAUUCCACUUAUUGACCCAAGCCAAAAAUUAUCACUGCAGAUGUACAAAAUAGAAAACUCAAAUAAGAAAAUCUAUUGGGAUUAUUAUUGGAUCUGACCGAAUCUGCUGCUCUUCUCCAAAUUAGGAAACUAAAUAGAGAAAAGUGGUUCAUAUAUUUUUCUUAGCCAUCUGACUUGGGUAAGAAAGUUAUGAGCUGGCUACAAUUAAUAUCUCAAAUAGAAAUAAAUGGUAUUUUCUUAUACAAAUGUGAAAGUAGAAUUAUUACUAGUACAAACAGCAAGGACAGCUAAUUUUGUUAAAUGCAUGAUGCAACGGAUGCAUGCAGCAAUGUAAUUAUUUUUAGAAGCACUUUAUCUAAAUUAUGUGAUUUUUUAAUUUAUUUUAUCGUCUAAUGAUAUUUUAAAUGAGGGUUGCCUGCAAAAUCUACUCAUUCCAGAAUUACAUGUUACUUCAUUUUAGCAAAAGCUAAGUGCCUGAUACAGUGGAUUAGUUUUGCUUAUGCAAUUGUUACAUCAAGAGAAUUAUUGAUUGAGGCAAGCCCUUUUUUCGAUUAUUUGAUUUUCUUUACUUCUCUUUAAGUUAUGGUUUAGUGACUUUGUAAUUCCGUUCCUACUAUAUGCAAUUGUUUUUGAAAGCAGAAUUGCAUGUAACAAUGUGCCUGUUUGAGUAAAUAAUUGACCAAAAAACAAUGACAAUGAAACCCUUUUGUAUUAUAUAUUUAUCAAAAAACAAUGACAAUGAAACCCUUUUGAGUAAAUAAUUGACCAAAAAACAAUGACAAUGAAAUCCUUUUGUAUUAUAUAUUUAUCAGCCACAUGGUCCUUACAUUUAAUAAUCUGCAAUGUGGUUGGUGAGUUUAUGGUCAAAUCAAAUGAGAUCGUGUCUAUUAACGGUCAUCGAUAACGAGAAACGAAUAACUGAACACAGUUACUCCUCUUCUGCAUCAGUUGUGAUCCUUGCUCAGUUGUGAUCCUUGCUCAGUUGUGAAAGUUUUUCAACAUGGAAGAUCAUGCUAAAAUGUACUUUAUUUUAUACAUUCACUUUAAAUAUCUUUAAUGUUAUUCUGUCAUUAUAAAGUGUAUGUCGACCAAUAAUUUGUAUUGUGAUUACUCCCUUUAUAAUCUCUAUUUUUUUUAAUGUUUUUCCCCAUUACAAAAUCAAGCCUGAAACUCUUUCUUUCCACCUCUUCCUCGAAAAUAAACAAGUAAAACUCUUUCUCACCCUUCUGUUUGGCUCUCUUUUGUUAAUGAAAGCAAAAAUGGAGAGAAUGAGCAAACAAGGAAAGAAGAGGGAGAUAACUCAGGAAGAAAUAAAAUUCCUGAGCCAACGCCAUGUGUCACUCUUCAUUCAAUUGCAUGCUUCUCACUGUCACUUCUACAGCUCACCAAUACCUUCCAAACUCUACAAAUGCCCACACUCUCCCCUUAUAAACUCUCCUUUUGUAUACCUAUUUUCUCACCCACUCAUUUCUGCACUCCUUGGAAUUCUAUUACCAGGCUUCUUUAGUUUUAGGCAAAUAAGUGCACAAUUCAUUUAUGUAUGCAACUUUUCCCAAUAUUUAUAUGCUAUUGUUUUUUUGAUUAUGCUAAAAAUUGCAUCGUUGUCAUGUUUUAAUCCUUUGCUGCCAAUGUUUUUAAGUAGAAUGUUGAGGCAAUAAAUAGUUUGCUCAAAAAGAAAAGAAAAGAAAAAGAUUUUGUAGUGCUUGAGUUAUGACUGUGCUCGCUUUUAGUAGCAAUUUCUUUUAAAGAGCAUAUGCUACAGGUGGAAGCCAAUUUCUAGUCCAUGGGAUUAAAAAUGUUUGAGUUCUUAAAUGCAAACCUAACAGCUAGAUCUGCACUUUCAAACAUAAUUGUUACUUUACCAGUAUCAAUACUGAUUAGGAGGUAUUGAUGUUUGAAUUCUGUUUUCUUAUGUUUGAUGUGAUUGUAGUCAGUUAAUGUAUGGGAAUAAUGCAGAACUUCCUUGGAGCUCUGCUCUGAUUUAGUUGCUCUGCCAAGCCUUGUAAGAAGACAUAUUCAAGGAUGUCUCCAACAGCUGGAAAAGGUAAGAUGAUUGACAGUUUUUGGGGCUUGAACCGCAAAAGGAAAAGUCGUCCAUGUGGAAGAAGCGAAUCAAACACUUACGGUGUUGUUUCUUUAGCUUCAUGUUCAUGGGAUGCAAAUGAGAGCACCACUUCCAUUUUGCCACCACGCCCAAUAGGAGAUGAUGGGAAUUACUAUGAGUGUGUGAUCUGCGAUAAUGGUGGUGAAUUGCUUUGCUGUGACUUCUGUCCAUGCACUUAUCACCUCCAGUGCCUUAAUCCACCGCUUGAAUGUACCCCCCCUGGAAGUUGGCAAUGUCCAAACUGCUGUAACAAGGCUGAUCCUGCGACUCAAUUGCUAUGUAUUGAAAGUUCCAAAGAAAAUGUCUCAUCUAACAAUGCAAAGCUGGCCUUCUCUCAUAAUUUGUUAUCUUCAGACAUAACGAAGAAACUAGAGUUGUCAACAGAUCUGCCUGCACCUGUAAAGUCAGGAUCUCUUGCCCGUGAGAAUCUUCCUGCUGGUUCAUUGCAAUCAUUAUAUGAUUUAGCUGAGGCUGGGGAUCUAAUGGAAAGAACAUCCAAGAAAUAUGCUACUACUAAAGAACAGCUGAAUGCUCUCAAUCAUGAUGGUGAUGAAAAAGGAACAGAAACUUGUACUAGAGCAAAUGAAAUAAGAGGAGGAGCGGAUACUGAUCCAAGUAAAUCAACAUGGGUUUGUGAUUCUCUUGAAAUGGUGAAAGGAAAUCGUGCAGAUAAACCAGUUAUCAAUACUUCAAGUUUGCUUGAUGGCUCAGGCAUUCAAGUUUGGUCAGGUGAAAAGGCUGACAGGCUUUCUGAAAUUGAAGAUCUUAAUGCAGUAAGUCCCUGCAGCAAAAUACCAAUAGAAGAGAAAGGGGAAAUGAUGGCAUGCCUAGGCCAAGCAACAAAUGAUAAUAUUUAUCCAGCAAGUGAUAAUGUGAAUGGGUGUGACAAGCUUUUGGUUCUGAGGGAUGUCAUGCUGGAAACAACAACGGGUCAUUACAAGUCCAAGCGGAAUAUUGGAGGGAGGGAGUUACAGCAGGCAUGGCUGCCUGAAUAUACAGAAGCUGGAAAAGCUCUGAAAGAAAAGGAUGCCAAGUUUCGUGCCAGACAGAAACAGGAGCUUGCUCUGAGGAACAAUAUUACCAUUCUCAGUCCAGCAACCUUUGAACAAGUUGCAGAUGCUUGGUCGGACAUGGAGCUUGAUUCCCUUUGGGUGGGAGUCCGAAGACAUGGGCAGGGAAACUGGGAAGCAAUGCUCAGGGAUCCGUCACUUUUUUUCAAGGGUAAAACUGUAGAACAUUUAACACAAAGGUGGAUGAAAGAAAGACUUCAAAUCUUCAACCUUGAAGAAUAUGGAAAUCCACAGGUCGACAGGCAUCAGGUUGCUGGAACUACCUCACUAUCAUCCAAGGAUCAACACUCUUCAGGGGAGGUGAAGAUAGAUGAACCAACGCUUCUUCUGGGGGGGAUUAGUUCGGAUGCCAUUGCAAUCAAGGACUUGAAUCAAAUUCAGCCGAAGUAUUCAACCACAAACAAACAGACAAAGAUACCUUCAACUGAAAAACAAAUUGUCGAGUCAAUUUCCCUUUCCAUCGCAAAUAAUGUUUGAUGGUUGGAAGUCAGGAAUCAGGACAUAGAAAUUGGGUUGCUGGGACAAAAAAAAAGCAUCAUAUGCCCAGUUUUUAUCUUUUUAUUUUUGGUAAAUAUCAGACAGACAGUUGGCUGAAAGUUGCAUCUGAAGAAAGAGUAGUCAAUAGGAUGUUACCUGGGGAAGGUAUUCGGGAUUUUCGUCAGGGUUAGCUGCUGCUUUGGUUGUUUUUUCUUGGGCUGAUUGGUUUCUUUUAUUUUUUUUAACCUGUAUAGAGCUAGAAAAACAGAAAGGAAAGAAACAAAAACUUAUUUCAAUAAACGAAUUUCUGUGAACGUA
Molecule: messenger RNA, 6898 nt
Organism: Populus euphratica (Euphrates poplar)
Lineage: Eukaryota; Viridiplantae; Streptophyta; Magnoliopsida; Malpighiales; Salicaceae
Product: protein CHROMATIN REMODELING 4-like
Exons: 11
Coding region: 4952-6580 (542 amino acids)
Biological process (GO): regulation of transcription by RNA polymerase II; negative regulation of DNA-templated transcription
Cellular component (GO): nucleus
Molecular function (GO): transcription corepressor activity
Source: RefSeq, a predicted model, not a curated record